AUGUCCGGUCUUUCUACAGCCCCCGAUGAGCUCCUCGGCCACCAGCCACCCCCACCCAGGCACCAGCCGUCCCAGUCCAUUCCGGAAUGGAACUCCGGAAGUGGAGAUUUAUCCCAAAUUCUGCCGCCGGUAGCCUCCUUGCCAGUCGGCGUGCCUACGGGCCGCCUAGGCAGGUCUACGCCUGGUCAGGGAAACACCCCUGGCGUUACGGAACCCGUAGACGAGAUGGACUUCACCAAAUUCAACGCGGCCAUCAUCGUACUCCUUGGCAUUCUUGACAAAGCUGGCCCUAACGCCUUAGACAAGGCCGUCGAAUCAGCCAAGAGAAAGAUUCCGGACUAUAUGAGCAAGUUCAAGAUCACAAAUGGUUUUAGAUUCCUCGUGUUCGCCAACGACUUGCUAAAGUGGCAACCUGAAGAGAAUGUCCAGGGCAAGGACAUCUACGACAUCCUUUGCAUGUUUUACUUCGUCCUUGACCAGGAGCCGCUCCUCGGACUGCAGACGAGGAUCCGACCGGACUCAGUCUAUUUACCACUCACUCCGCUCUCGAGCUGGAUCGUAGUGUUUGCACAACUCAUUGGGCUGUUCAUGGACACUCCCAUGUCUGUCACGCCCAGGACACUGGAGACCUUCAAGAAUUCCCCCCUGUACAACUACAACGAGGCCAUUGAGCCUCCUGGCGGAUUCCGGACGUUUAACGAGUUCUUCUCCCGGCACUUGAAGCCCGGCAUGAGGCCGAUUUCUGACCCACACAAUGACAAGGUCAUCUGCUACCCCGCAGAUUGUACGUAUGACAACAGUCUUGAAAACCAGAGCAUCGUCGAGGUCAACAACUCUGGCGAGGUCCUGAUCAAGGGUCUGCCGUGGACCAUCGACAUUCUCCUGCAGGGCAGCAAGUUUGCGAGCGAAUUCCACGGUGGAGUCUGGAUGCACGCGUUUCUCAACACGUACAACUAUCAUCGCCAGCAUGCGCCCGUUUCCGGAAAGGUCAUCGAGGCCAAGAACAUCCAAGGCGCGGCGUACCUUGAGGUUAACGCCAAGUGUCAGCCCAUCCGGAAGAUGGUCGUUACAGAUGAGGAGAAGAGCCAGGACCCCAAGUGCGGACCGGAGGCGCCAGACUCUCCAGGCUAUCAGUUCCUACAAACCAGGGGCUGCGUGGUCAUCGAAAACGAGCACCUCGGCAAGGUGGCUGUGUUGCCAAUUGGCAUGGCCAUGGUCUCCGGAGUCAAGUUGACGGUCAGGGAGGGCGACAAGAUAAAGAAGGGCGAUGAAAUCUCUACCUUUUUGUUCGGAGGGUCAGACAUCAUCUGUGUAUUCCAGAAGCAGGCCGGCCUGAAGGUUGAAGACUUCAUAGCUUCGCCAAAGGACGAAUUCGGCAACCAGACGUACUCCAAGUACGGAACCAUUCUGGCUGUGGCGCCGUAA
Colletotrichum truncatum is the source of this 1425-nucleotide messenger RNA. RefSeq names its product phosphatidylserine decarboxylase. The record is from RefSeq and is a predicted model, not a curated record. Gene Ontology annotation, molecular function: phosphatidylserine decarboxylase activity. Gene Ontology annotation, biological process: phospholipid biosynthetic process. NCBI's taxonomy places the organism in Eukaryota, Fungi, Ascomycota, Sordariomycetes, Glomerellales, Glomerellaceae.